UGGCAGAGCGCAGCGCAGCGCACCGCGGAGCGCGCAGCUCCGGACACACCUGAACAGUCAGAGCGGUGUGACCAUCAGUGAGCUGGAGACAGUCCUUCACCUGCUCCGAGCCAAACACACACACAUACACACACUGCUCUGCAACAUCUGCCACGUCGCCUGUGAUGGAGAGAGGAAGAGUGUGACGGAGUCUUUGCUGAUGUGGAGUAACAUGUCUACCUCUUUGGCGUCUCCGAUGGAUCAAAUCAGUCUUCUGGGGCUCGGCGGACUCCGCGCUCAUAUUUUGAACGUGUAAACAGCGACUUUAAGAAGCCAUAAAAACUCCGUGCGGCGCGUGAGCGCUGCAAAUUGAGCGCAGCGUUAAUUGUACUACGAUGUCCCAGAGCAUCUGCGUGGAAAACUUAAAGGCAUGCUGCAUAUUGAGGGCUGCGAACGUGCGAGGAGGCUGAAACAGAUGGACACGAACCCAACAACACACUGGAGACAUGCUGUGUUGCUGAAUGGGUGACAAGCUCCCAGUCACCUCACAUACCCUGUGAAGCCCUCCUCCCAUCGCAUUGUGCAGGACAGGGUCCCCCAGCAACGUGGCAGUCAUGUACCAGGAGGUGGCCUUUCUGGCUGGUAGCACUGAGCACCAGUUCACCACCUUCCACUUCAAACGUGUGCAGAACCUGCAGGAGGUCAAAUCCAAGAAGGGUUUGUUCUACAAGCGAGCCCAGCUCCUGCUCCAGCCUCAGCCCUGCCAACAGGAUGGAGAUGAGAUCGGCCUGGCUGAUGGGGCGGCCAUUAUCAACGUGGGGGGGAUCAAGUACCGCAUCCCUUGGUCCACGCUGGACGAGUUCCCCCUGACGCGGUUGGGUAAGUUGCGCAGAUGCAGCAGCGAGGCCGAGAUCAUGGACUUGUGCGACGACUACGAUGGCACCAGCAAUGAGUACUUCUUCGACCGAAGCCCGUCGGCUUUCCGCACAAUCGUGUCUUUCUUGGCAGCAGGGAAGCUGCGGCUGCUGAGGGAGAUGUGCGCCCUGUCCUUCCAGGAGGAGCUGCUGUACUGGGGAGUGGAGGAGAACAAACUGGACUGGUGCUGCCUCAGGAAGCUGCGGCUCAGGCAGGAGGAGUACAAGGAGCAGCAGAGGCUGGAGGAUGAGGAGGCCGAGCUCACUUCUCCGCAGUCCUGCGAGGAGAGCCAGCAGCCUCCUGAAGCGGGGCCACAGGAAGAGACCUGUACGGGGGGCUGCAUGCGAAGGCUGAGGGACAUGGUGGAGAACCCUCACUCUGGCCUGCCGGGGAAGAUCUUCGCUUUUCUGUCAGUGAUAUUUGUAGCCAUCACUGCUGUGACGCUGUGUGUCAGCACCAUGCCGGACCUCAGAGAAGAGGAGGAGAGGGGUGAGUGCUCCCAGAGGUGCUAUAACAUCUUUGUGCUGGAGACGGUGUGUGUCGCCUGGUUCUCCCUGGAGUUCUUGCUGCGCUUCAUUCAGACACAGAGCAAGUGUAUGUUCCUGCGUACGCCUCUGAACGUCAUCGACGUGGUGGCCAUCCUUCCCUACUACAUCACCCUCAUUGUGGAUUCUCUGUCAGUUGGAGGGAAACCCGCAGGCUCAGGGAACAACUACCUGGAGAAGGUGGGGUUGGUUCUCCGAGUCCUGCGAGCUCUGCGGAUCUUUUACGUGAUGAGGUUGGCCCGCCACUCUUUAGGCUUGCAGACGCUUGGUCUGACAGUGAGGAGGUGUACACGUGAGUUCGGCUUGUUGCUGCUGUUCCUUUGCGUGGCCAUGGCUCUUUUCUCCCCGCUGGUGUUCCUAGCUGAGAGCGAGAUGGGCGCCAAGCAGGAGUUCACAAGCAUCCCUGGUAGCUACUGGUGGGCGGUCAUCUCCAUGACCACAGUCGGCUAUGGAGACAUGGUGCCCAGGAGCAUCCCCGGCCAGGUGGUGGCACUCAGCAGCAUCCUGAGCGGCAUCCUCCUCAUGGCCUUCCCCGUCACGUCCAUCUUUCACACCUUCUCUCGCUCCUACGUGGAGCUGAAGGAGGAGCAGAGCCGGGCGCUGAGACAGAAGCCGGACUCACAGGACAGCACCAAGUCCCAGAACAGCGAGGACUCCCAGGAGACGGACAGCUACCACGGCAUCACGGAGGCCGCAGUCUCAUCAGUGCAGCGGAGGAAGUCCAUGGCUGCUCACAGGGCUGCUGAGAUUAGAGCAUCCACAAAAACUUAGCUGCUCUGCCUGUCUGUGUGUCUGUGUUAAAGUGGCAGUCUGGGAGGCCGUGACACUCAGCACUGGGACUUCAAAGUUGACAAGCUGCAGGAUUGUGAGCCGAAGGAGAUUUUCCUCUCUGGAGAUUGAGGUCUCUGCUUUGAUCGUGUGAAGCUUGUGCAGCAGAGUGUAUCGGAGUUUCUUAAGUUUUACAGAGAAGCUGCAGAGGUCUUUUUAUCCACAAAUUUGACUUAAAAAGACGAGUAACGUUACAAUAUUCAUGAUUAAAUGACUAGUCAAAUGAGAUUAAAAAAAAGUUACUGGGACAGUUUUCUCACUGACUGCGAUUCAGACUUGAGAUAAGUCUUAGCAAAAGGGAAAUCUAACACCAAAACAUCAUACAGUGUUGUUCAGACCUCAGACUAAUAAUUAAUGAUCCUCGUGUAGCUGCAUUUGAUAAGUCUGGGAACCAGACAAAUCUGCGAGCUCAUCUUUUAUUUGCUCUGGCAGAUGCGUCUGGCCUCUCUCCCAUUCAGAGGUCCAGCAGUUAAAUAUGGAGCAUGUUUCAGAUGUUAACUAACAACUUGUAGAGCCUGCACGCGUUACGCAAAAUGCAUAAUGGUGUCAUUUUUGGCUUGCGCACCCUCCAACCCAUGCUGAUCUCCAGGUUGUCAAAAACAGACACUUUUUAUGAGCUGCACGAACUUCAGUUUUACCCCAUUCAUGGCAACACUUGAUGCUCAGAGCAACUGAUGUCGUAUAAAGAGCUAGAAAAUCCACGUAGGGAGGGAGUGGAGGAGGAUAGGUCAAACAAAACCAGACUUUCAUCUUUUUAGCAUUUAGCAAGCAUCUUUUUAGACGGGCGUUUCUGUAGAUGCGCGUAGACGCUGAAAAGUUAAAAUAUUUUCAACUUUUUGAGCAUCAGACGCCAGUAGCUAGCGCGCAUUGAAUAAGCGCUUCCAGCGUUUCAAGCGUCUUUGAAGCGUCUCAUUUCUGUGUGAUCACCCCUUAAGACCCGAGCAACUGCCAUACCAUGCAACUUGCCAUGAAAUCCAGGAUUCGUACCACAUUGUUGUGACCUCCUGAACUUUGUGUAGCACCAUCAUCAGGUUCACAAUUCCUACGAACCUUGUUUUGAUGAACCUUGUUAGUCACUGGGGUCCAUAAGAAGAAAGAUUUUGCUGACAGGUUGUAAUUUAACAGCGCAAACCUUGAGCUGUGCAGUUUGCUGACUGCAUGAAACUAUAUGGAAAAAGAUUGGUUUAAUAUUAUUUGUGUGAGGAAAUUGACAACCCAUGUGUAAAUGUGUUAAUAUAGAACACCUUCCACAAUACAAAAAAAGAUUUGUAAACUCAAAUGGAUCUGUAUACACAUAUACCACAAUUUAAAAAAAACAAUCAAACAAAAAAUUGUGACUUUAUUUAUUUAUUUAUUUAUUUUUUUACAAAUGAAUGAGAAGCUUUGGUGAAUGUCUUCUGAACGUUUAAAAGUCAGUUUUUAUCUGUGAAUCUCAAUUCUACGCUGGCAGAUUUGCCUUUCGUGCAUUCUCAGUCUUUUUUUUUAGUAUGUGGAAUUUGUGUAUUUGCAGAUCAAUCAAUCAAUCAAUCAAUCAAUCAAUUUUAUUUACAAAGCCCAAUAUCACAAGUCACAAUUUGCCUCACAGGGCUUUACAGCAUACGACACCCUCUGUCCUUGGGACCCUCGCAGAUCUGUUUUAUAUAAGCAAAAAAAAUUUGUGAGUUUACAAAUGUUUUAUGUAUUUGUGGAUGUACUUUUAUAUCUACAGAUUACACAUUUACACACGGAUUGUCAAUCUCCUCACACAGAUAAAAUCUUUCUCCAUAAAUGGCAAAGAAACUGCAAUAAAACUGCAUCUUGUUGGCUGAUCCUCCGCUGACAGAUUUUUUUAAUGUGCCAUUAUAGUAAAUAACCCAAAAUUGCUGCGCUCAUUUUCUAACUUUGGAUAUUAUGUGUGAUUACUGAGCACACUGAAAGUGGCAUGUGCGGUGGUUAGAUCUACUGUGUCUGUUGGAGAGAUGGAGAUGCUGGUGCCAAUCCUCUUGUCGCAUAUUGAAGUAAAGUGACCCGUAAAUGAAACCAGUCAAAGAAGCAAACACUAACAAGUGUAAUGACAGGUUCUUUUCAUAGAGGCUUGACGGACUGUUACAAAUCUUAUCCACCUUCAGGCAGUGAAAACACCACACACCGAACACUGAAAACCAUUUCAGAUAAUUCCUAAUUUUAAUAACAUAUUUCAGUCUUAUUCAUUUUCCAAAUACAGCACUUCAUAUUCUUUGACUUGAGUGCCUUGUACUUUGAAGUGACACAUUAAAAAACCAUUUCCCCAAAUUGUUGUCAAGUCGGAGCUCAUCAAAGCAGCUACGUGCUCGAGAGUGCAAAUUAGGUUCCUAUACACCAGGCAGGAUGUAAGGGCACGCUGAGUCUGCCAACUCUGAAUCGCAGUCACUGGAUUAACUGAAUCAUUAAAAAGCAUGGAAAUAUUACACAGAAACUAUUAUAUCUACAAUAUUUAGGUUUUAGGAAAUGAAAAUAUUGUUUUGACGAGGAGCGAUGAGACGUUUAAACAGGAAGCCAAACUUAAAUGGAUUUGUGCUUUGCAUCAUGAAUCCAUAGCCUGAAGAACAGCCUCUUUUGAAAAAUGUAAUAAAGAUUAAAAUGAACACAGUCCCAUGUGU
Molecule: messenger RNA, 4885 nt
Organism: Epinephelus fuscoguttatus (brown-marbled grouper)
Lineage: Eukaryota; Metazoa; Chordata; Actinopteri; Perciformes; Serranidae
Gene: kcng2
Product: potassium voltage-gated channel, subfamily G, member 2
Exons: 3
Coding region: 594-2210 (538 amino acids)
Biological process (GO): protein homooligomerization; potassium ion transmembrane transport
Cellular component (GO): voltage-gated potassium channel complex; membrane
Molecular function (GO): voltage-gated potassium channel activity
Source: RefSeq, a predicted model, not a curated record